Schistosoma bovis is the source of this 6365-nucleotide messenger RNA. The record is from the annotation of a GenBank genome assembly. NCBI's taxonomy places the organism in Eukaryota, Metazoa, Platyhelminthes, Trematoda, Strigeidida, Schistosomatidae.
AACCUGCGUUGUCAUAUUUCGGUAGGUAACCAAAUUUCAUUUUACUAAAAUACAUCCUAAUGCAUGCAGAAUGUUCUCGCAACUUGACUUUGAUUGAUAGUUCGAGAUUAAGAAAUAGUACAGAGUUACACGAUCAAAGGGGUUGUAAUUCCAGGGCCCCUAUUAUGUGGGAAUUCGAUGAGAGAGUUAGGACUGUUGUCUGUGAGCGAUUUACUUUGGUGCUCAGUUUUGCCAAUAUUUGUGUAUCUAAAUAAAUAAAAUUACUAACCUACAGAAGACAGAAGGGUGACAUCACAACCUGCUCCGACCAUUGCAGUAAGGUAAUCUUACCAGAGCGUCAUCAUAGUGACGCACUUGAAAAUCCUCACAGGGUUGUCCACUAAUAGGAAAAUACCAAAGAAACACCUCAGUUUAUGCAUCAUGUAUCUGUUCUACAUGAAACGCCCUCAUAACCAUCGUACCUAUAGCCUUUUCGAUGGACCGUUGCAAGCAAGUAUUAGAUGAGCAUACAAAAGCACACGAACCUCCCUCAGCCAGGUGGGAUGACUAGUGAAAUCACAGAGUAGGAUAAAGUUGGAGUGACCAGCCUCCCCCCACCCAAUGUUACAUGUGUUGAUAUUUCUUCAUAUCUCCCCACUUACGUAUUUGCCUUAAUUAUCAUUUCAAUCCUGCCUCACUUUUCAUUCACACCUAAUCAGACAUUCUUCAUAUCCCGUUAUUCUGACUGAGAUUAGCUAAACUACUGUUAAUAUAAUAUUCUAAGUUUUAACAGUCCUAUAGUCCAUUGAAAAGAACAUGGGAAAAAUGAAUAAAUCAAACUAACAAUCGCUAAUGUGAUUUUUUACAACGAAGCGCGUGCAAAGAAUACAACACUUACAGCUAAUAGUUUUAUGUACUCUGUUUAUAUAAAGUAUUUUGAAAGUGUUUAGUUCGCAGAGUUCGGCGGUAAUCAUGAAAUUGGAGGAGGUUAGAGUUUUUUUCAUUAACGUACCCUAGUUGCCAAUCUAUGCUGAGUGUCUCGACAGUAAGACGUAUGUUCUUGAGAGAUUAGAGCCAAGCCCAAUUACAAAUACUGUUAUGAACUCUGUUAGUCCUAUAAGGACAGAAGCUCAAGAACUAUUUACGUACUCGAUGAAACACGCAUUAAAGUACCAAUCAAGCAUUAGAAAUCUCACCACAUCUAUAACCAAAGUAAUAAGGGAUGAACCGGUUGUAUUAGCUCGUCUAGGAUUCGUUGUUAGUUGUAGUUUGGGAGGCUGGGUUCUUGGAUAUAAAAGCCGUUCUUUUCGCAAGUUGGCUUACGCAUCCAUAUGUGGUUCUGUUGCAACCGUUGUUUCUUUCCCUAGUGGCUCUGUAUCUAACCUUAAGUACGCCUUUGAUUUUGGGUCGAACAAGCUCUCUGAGAUCGCAAAAAGAUUCAGUGUACGAUUGUUUACCAAGAAGAUUCGAACAAUUAAAAAAGUUGGAGGAACAUUUCAGUCGUUAGUUCUCACAAUUACUUGAAACUUGCAUAAGAAUUCGAUAGGUAGGACUGCUUUUUGCUUACAGUUAGAGAUCCUAGAACAAUAUAAUCGUCAAGAAGGACAUUCACAAAGACAUGAAAAUUUGUUCCACAUGCUUAUAUAUCCCAUGACAGCAGUUUAAAGGAUCGAUUAUCUAGUUGGCCAAUAAAGUUUGGCAUUUCAAACCACAUAAAAGGUUUUUAGUUCUGAUUAGAUAAACAACGUGCAGAUUUUUUUCCACUAACUUUUUUACGAAAACACGUGAAGGAAUAAUAAAUAAAGCAAAUCCAUGGUAGAAGAACAUAUCCGGCCCUAACACGUACAGGAAAUAUAACUUUCUAAAUCGAAUUACUUACAAACAGCUAAAGUUUUAUAGUCUUAGCUAAGUAAGUGCAACUUUUAUCCAACAGACAUACUUUCUGCAAAGACGAGGAAAGGGAAGCGCAAGUUUGUUAGUGGUUUAACGGAGAUUAACGAUUCAUCAAAGAAUUGGUCAACUGAAAUUUCGAACCAUCAGUGGGAAAUAAGUGAAUUUGGAUGGUGCAAAUGAAGUUCCAAUCCAUUUAGACGACUGACUACCACAAAACCCAGAUCAUAACGUUCUACUGACAUCCCUUUGAUACGCAAGUGAGAUCCGGGAGUAGUAGUAGUCAUCCAAGAAAUCAACAUACUUUUGUAUAGGACUUUUGAGGGUAAAACAGUCCUUACACAAAUUAUAGCAAUCUGAAAUGAAAAAAGUAUUAUGGAUGUCAGUUCUGACCCAUUCGAACCUUUCUCAUGUACACUAAGAUAUAAAAUGCCCCCCUGAACUGGUAAGAGAAAUCGUGCAUUUCCGUUACUUCUAUCUGAAAUCGUACGAACUUGAACCGAUCACGAAAGAAUUUCAAUCUUACCUGAAUGACAAAGAAUACAAUCAAUAGAUAUAUCGAAAACGACGAAUAAAGACACAUGUCAUGAAAAUGCUCUGAGUGUGAACAUUAGAUUUCGGUGAGCAUUCUACAACAUCAUGACGAUAGUCAAUCAAUUCUGACACUGGAAAUACUUUGACGUGUAAGCCAUUUGAAAAGAUGCUGUAGAACAUUACUAUUACGUUCAACAUAUUUAGUGAUGCCUUACUGUACCCAAUUUUCGGACUCCAAUAGCUAACACUUUUAUGCCAGCUGUGAAAAUACCUUUUGGAUAAACAGGUUCGCAAAGUUUGGGGUCUUUGUUUUUCAAUCACUAAUUUCCUGAGUGAUAUCUUUUGCUAUAUACAAAUAAAUACUGACAGAUAUAUUUGAGGUGGUCAACGACUCAUUGAAUUUCAUCUCACGUAUACAAUAGACUGAAAUACACCAGUUAACAGCGUUUAUCACAACAUUACACUACUACUGUAUUAUGACAGAGAAUUCAUAAAUAAGUUUUAUAAACAUUAUUUAUAAAGUACAACAUUAUAUCUCAGGAAUGCCCAAUCGUACAGUCGUUCUUAUGAUUACAGAACACAGUUUGUUUUUGCUUGGAUCACGAUUAAUUUUCAACAAGGAAUUAAAUGUACUAUUUUCGGCCAGUAAACGAUAAACAAGAAAUAUGCUCCGUUUUUUGGACAAUACCGUUUUGAAGGAUGAAUCAAUAUACAUGUUGCCUUACCUUCAUUCCAAACAGGAUUCUUGUUUUGUAGUUGUAGAACGUUCUGCAUAUCUUUUCUCCGCCAUGAGUCGAUUAGCCAGGUAGUAUCCUAAAUGAACAAGGAAUAUUUGCUAAUUAAAGAUGCCAGUGUUAUUGUUAAUUUGAAAAUCACGCUUGAUGAAUCAACGGAGAUGUUUAUAAAAAGGAACUAAACUGAAGCAUGAACUACUUUAGGAAUAAGUGCGUACAAUGCAGCGUAGAAUUACAGUUCUCAUUACUAAAUUUUGAUUAUUGAACAAAAUAGGCAUAGAUCGAUUACGUUAUACCUUUCAAAUAACUGAAUAAGAAUACGUCUAUGCAUGAGUAAGUAUAAAUUCAGAGAUAAUAAUCUAGAACGUCAAUAUAAGUAUUUAUAAACGAGAUGUGACUAGACAAUUAUUAUAUUCAUGUAAAGAGAAAAAUCAACAAUACAUAGUAAUAUCGAGCACCAGCGACGACGAAUGUCUCGUUGCUAUAACAUACUAGCCGACUGUGGUUAAAAAAGUGGCACUAACCACCAUUUAAAUAUAAAUGAGUGAGUUCAGCUCUACAGGAAUUUAACGACACCAGAUUACGAAUUGAAAGAGUUAACUCUGGAAUGGUUAUUCCAAUAAGACCGACAUUUCGCAUGCUAAUAGUGUCAUUUUUAAACAUAACAACCUGCACAAAAAUAUUAUUUCGAUAUUGAAUUUUAAAAAAUGGUAUAUUGACUAAGGACAUACAUUUCCAGGACAUGAAAAAUGCUGACAAGUAGCACUUAAGCGCGGCAAAAUAAUAGUCAUUCUCCUUGGUCCUUUGAAACCCAGUACGUUUGUAUCCUGAGAAAAACGAGUAAAGGUACAAUAUCAAGAAAAUCACUUCCAGGAUUGUGGAAUGAAAGCUGGUUUAUUGAUAGUAGACUCUAUGUAUAAUCGGACAAAAAGUUAUUAUUAAAGACUUUUUAGACAAUAUCGCACUUAAUAUUUGAAAAACAGUCAUUUUAACCUUAACGUUUUAGCUAAUAAAAUGUUUCUUCAUUCAUACACAUUCGUAAAACUUACACAAUUAAAUAACCAGUUACUUAUUAUUGGCUGAAGUAUUACCUAUAACAUCCUGUUAUUUUACGAAAUUUACAUGUUAAAGCUGCUUUAUGGAGUGUAGAUAUAAUGUUCACUGUAUCUUUUUAUCUGAAUGGGGAUACAGAAGUGUUCAUCUAUUUUAAGCUCAAAAAAGGUUUUUAGUACAUUUUUGCUAAUCAUGUUUUGAACAUUUGCUUCAAGGUCAUGUUUUCGUUAUCAUCCGUUAUAUUUGUGACAAGCUUACUAAAGCAGUUUGAGGUAAAUAAUGAGAACUUGACUCAAUGUAUUUCCGCUCAAUUUACCAAACUUUCUCGUCCACAGAGCGGCAAGAAAUCGACAACACAAAAAACACGGAAUAUAACAGGAAUGAGACAAAUGAAAUCAAUCAAAAUUCAUUAUCUAUGUUCCCCACCCAUAUGUUUGGCGAAAUUCGCAUAAUCUAUCGUGAAACCUCCAUCAUUUGACAUGGCUGCUUCCAACAGUCAACGGAUUUAUGGAUUAAUCCCACUUUUCUGUUUGGUAGGUCCUAAGCAUCUAUAGACCUACUCCUCUGCUGGUCAACAUUGCUCAUCAAAAACCAGUUUCUAGGAUUCGUGACGUAAUCAGGUCUACAGGUACUGAUAAUAAAACUUACGUAUAUGAUUGCAGCAAGCUCUAGCAUAUUGUGUGUCUUAGUAGUUGUCGUUAUCGAACCAGAAUCAUUUACCUUGUCCCCUGAAUUUAAGGAUUCACUAUCUCGUGAUUUUGAUUCACAGCCGUACACAGUAAAAUGAGUACCCAGAAAGUUGGAGCGCAGUUUCCCGGCAAAACUAAUUGCAUCACGAGAUAAAUUAGUGGCAUCACAAGAAAUCACAUAGUUACUCGUUGUUGAUCGCUUGCGACGCCUGGCUGCAAGUAAGAAGAACUUACAGUCUUCUUUUUCAAGAUGAAGAUAAUAUGAUGGAAAAAUUCCACGAUCGACACCUCGUUUGUCUCGUGUAAUACGACAACGUAUGGUCACACCCUUUAAAGUCAAAAAAUUAAUUGGAAAUUAAGAUACAAGCAUUUUCUGAAUUACAAACGAUAAAAUGUUAUUUCGAGAAUCCUGAAAUGAAUCAAAAAUUUCAUAUCUACACUCAAGACAAGUGGUUGUUGUGCCAUUGUAGCUUCUAAAGUACUGUAGUGAACAGAACACGGGUGGGGACAAUUGAAUGUAUUUAACACAAAAUUACAGGACUUGUUAAUAAAAUCUAACAAUCAUAAAGUAAAUGCUUAAUUUGCAAAAUGUCCACCAAUCGUCUCAAAACGACUCAUACUUCAUUGUUCUUGCAUUUUGUUUCCACUCUUUACUGUUCGAUCCUCUUGUCUCUGCUGCCAGAUCUUCUGUUCACGACUAACAUCAUAUACUACUUAUGUCAAUAUAAGAGGCACACACCACAGUACUACAGAUAAUCAAAAUGGACUGGUGCGGUUAUUGAGAAUUAUCAUUUAUUUUUUAGAACUUGAAGAUUUCUGGAGAAUCAGAUACGAUAGUAUCUUUUGGGACUGAAAUUAUUAGCAUGUGAAUUUGAACAGGUUUUGCUCAUCAAAAUAAAUCUGUAUUACUGAUCAUGAGCUAUGUACAGAGAAAAAUAAAACGGACUCCAAACACAAGUUAUGGUAUUCAUAAUACAUCAAUUAAAUUGUAAGAAAUGGUAGUGAAAGUUCAAUUUAAAAGAAUUUGAAACAAUGUUAUUGGAUUUUCUUACGAUUGACUGAAGAUCUAGCAGCUCAGAAGUAACAGUUCAUCAUUUCACAAAAUAGUAUGAUAUGGAGUUACCACAUGUGUAUAUGUUAACGUUGUAAUAACUAGUAUGUGGUGAACGAUUACCCUUGUCAAAUAUUAGGGUAAUAUAAGUCAACUUUUAAGUGUUGUUUUAUUUUAACUGAUUCCAAUUAACUAACCAAUUUUCCCAAUGAUAAAAUUCUGGAAGCCAAAGUGAAGCGUACAUAAUAGAGGUGGGCAUACGUUUUUUGUGAAGUGAUUCAAUGAUUACAGGUAGAGCAAUAGGCGGGGGCGACAUACAGAAUGCUCGUAUAUUUUCAAUUAAUAAACUGAAGUACAUCAACCAUUAAAAAGACUAAGAUUUAAUUACACAAUUAUCAGUGUUAACAGUAUCGCAUUAUCAACAAAAUGAGUAUG